CUCCUCCCCUCCUCCCCAGGGAAACUGGCCGAGUGUGGGGGGUGUGCCACCUUCCCCAGGUAGGACCUCCUUCUCCUCCUCCUCCCCCUCCUCCCUCCGCUCCUCAUCCUCUGGGAACCCAGUUCUCCUCCCCAGCUUGGGAGGCUCCGCCAAACACAGGAAGAGCCACUGAAGAUGAGGCUCUCCAUCUGCCUUUGAAGAGGGGAGACCCUCCAACCCCAAACUCCAGUGCCAGGUGGUCCCCUCCCUCCGCGGGGGGAAACUUGGAGACAGGAAUGAAGCUUUGACAGUGUGGAUGCCUUCAUCCCUGUUAUCGAAGCGGGAAACUGAGGCGUCAGGACUUCAGGGAGCCAGGGAUGGUCAGGGACAUCCAGUGAGUCAGUGUCAAGGUUCGGAACAGAACCGGGGGACCUCAUUCUCUGAGAACCUCGAAGUACCAUGGCUUCUGACCUAGAAAGUAGCCUCACCUCCAUAGACUGGCUCCCCCAGCUGACCCUCCGAGCGACCAUUGAGAAGCUUGGGAGUGCCUCCCAGGCUGGGCCUCCAGGCGGCAGCCGCAAAUGUCCGCCAGGCUCACCCACGGAUCCUAAUGCCACCCUGAGCAAAGACGAGGCAGCGGUCCACCAGGACGGCAAACCCCGCUACAGCUAUGCCACCCUCAUCACCUAUGCCAUCAACUCCUCCCCAGCCAAGAAGAUGACCCUCAGUGAGAUUUACCGCUGGAUCUGCGAUAACUUCCCCUAUUACAAGAAUGCUGGCAUUGGUUGGAAGAAUUCAAUCCGGCACAACCUUUCUCUCAACAAGUGUUUCCGGAAGGUGCCCAGACCUCGGGAUGACCCUGGGAAGGGCUCUUACUGGACAAUCGACACCUGCCCUGACAUCUCCCGAAAGAGAAGACACCCCCCAGAUGAUGAUCUGUCCCAGGACUCACCAGAACAGGAGGCAAGCAAGAGCCCAAGGGGAGGCGUUCCAGGGAGUGGAGAAGCCUCGCUGCCUCCCGAGGGGAAUCCUCAGAUGUCACUGCAGAGCCCCACAUCGAUAGCCAGCUACAGCCAGGGCCCAGCACCUGUGGAUGGCGGAGCAGGGGCAGCUGGGGCUCCAGGCCGAGAGGGCGCUGAGGCCCCCCCGCCCCUGUAUAACACCAACCACGACUUCAAAUUCUCCUACUCAGAGAUCAAUUUUCAGGACCUAAGCUGGUCCUUCCGCAACCUCUACAAAUCCAUGCUGGAGAAGUCCUCUUCCUCCUCUCAGCACGGCUUCUCCUCUCUCCUGGGGGACAUGCCGCCCUCGAACAACUACUACAUGUACCAGCAGCAGCAGCCGCCGCCCCCGCAGCCGUCGCCCCAGCAGCCGUCGCCCCAGCAGGCGCCCGCCCAGGGCCCCUCCCCUGUAGGGGGUGCUCCUCCUCUGCACACCCCCAGCCCCGAUGGUUGUACCCCGCCAGGGGGAAAGCAAGCGGGGGCCGAGGGCUACGGGCCGCCCCCUGUGAUGGCCAUGCACCCGCCCCCCCUGCAGCACGGAGGCUACCACCCUCACCAGCACCACCCCCACCCGCACCCCGCCCAGCCGCCGCCACAGCCACAGGCACAAAGUCAGGCCCCCAUCAACAGUUCUGGCUUCGCCUUCCCUCCUGACUGGUGCUCCAACAUCGACUCCUUAAAGGAAAGCUUCAAGAUGGUGAACCGGCUCAACUGGUCCAGCAUUGAGCAGUCACAGUUCUCAGAGCUGAUGGAGAGUCUGCGACAGGCAGAGCAGAAGAACUGGAGCCUCGACCAGCAUCACAUCGCCAAUCUGUGCGACUCCCUCAACCACUUCCUCACCCAGACUGGUCACGUGCCCCCCCAGGGGGGUUCCCACCGGCCACCUGCCCCUGCCCGCAUUGCUGACUCCUGUGCCCUCACCAGUGGCAAACAGGAGCCAGCCAUGAACCAAGUGAACUCUUAUGUGCACCCUCAAGCACCCCACCUCUACCCUGGCCCAUCGCCAAUGUACCCACUCCCCACCCAGGACUCAGCAGGAUACAAUCGCCCAGCACACCACAUGGUCCCUCGGCCACCGGUUCCACCUCCUGGGGCCAACGAGGAGAUCCCCGAUGACUUCGACUGGGACUUGAUUACUUAGUGUGUCACUGAAUGUGGCCAUUAGCCCAGGGCUGGGUGGUGAAGUCUGGCAGUGGGGAGACAGCAGCCCCGGCCCCUCCCUUCCACCCUUGCCUGUAUAUAGAUAUGUAUCCUCUUUUUUUUUUUUGCUUUCUCUGCCAGAGAAGCCACUGCAAGAUGCUGCCGAAGAUAACCCCUCUUUCUUGCCUCAUUCUUCCUCUUCCUUCUUGUUUUUUCCUAAUUCUUUUAUUAUUAUUCUUAUUAUAUUAUUAUUAUUAUUAUUAUUGGUUAUAUGCUGUCUCCAGUCUCCUGUCCCUACACCAUGGACCCUGUCCACCUCUUGCUAGUUUAAAAUCAUCUGGCUGGAAGGUGAGGCCAUGAUCACCAUGGAGAAAGGCCUCAAAUUUUGAUUUACCUUUCCCUUUGAGAAAGUCAACGCUAAUCCUACCUUUUGGCCCCAAAUCGUUUUUUGUGAACAUCAGUUCAGUGCAGGACUGGAAGGGCCACAUUAUCAAGUAGAAGGGAUCUGGAACACUGCUUGGCAGCCAUGAAUUUGCAGGUUUUACUCAAUGGUGCUAAUUUUGCCCUCUGAGCUCUUCCUUGUCCCUUUGUGUCUCCAGUCCUACUUCUGCUGACCUCAUUCUCCAUUGAGGGGAAGAGUGACGGUGGUGGUACAGGAGGGUGACAAUAAAAUCCUGGUGGAAUGAGAGGUCUGGGUUGGGUUGAGUAGAAUAUGACAGAGAAGAGAUGGAGAAUAAGAGUCGGGAAUUGGGUAGAUGCUACUGUGUCAGGGAUACUGCCCUUGGCUCAUUCAUGGCCCAUUCUCUGUAGAAGAUGGAGUUGAUCUUAGCCAGAAUCCUGCUUCUCUGGUAGGAAUGAGCACAACUCUUCAGCAUAGGUUCAGCUUUUUAGAGAUGGUUUCAAUUUAACCAUUUUGGCUUUUUAAACAUCAUUUUCUUUGGACAUUAACUGUGGCUUUUCUUUGCAUUUCCACAUAAUCCUUCCAUCCCUUUGUCUCAUUCAGCAGAUUUUAUUCCGUUUUCCUGUAGUGGUUAGCUCAACCCUCCUACCCAUCUGAUUUUCUUCCCCCGUUUUCUGGGAUUCUCCAGAAAGGAAAGUAACCCUUUAUUACUUUUAGUUUUGUCAUGUCCUAGGACAAGACAGGCAUCUCUUCCCCACCGAUCACAGCAGAACCAAACCUGGAGUAUUGGUGGCAGACGAGGGGAGCUGCCAUGGACAUGGGUAGGGAAAAUUUCAGUUAUUUGACUAUGUGGGCAAGUGCUUCUCUUGGAAUCCAGAUCACUGGGGCUGAAGCUUUUGAGAUUAGGCUUUUUAGGGGGUGAAGGAAAUUGGUAGGGGAGGAUAAAUAAUCUAAAGGGAAGAGUUCCAUGAGGGCCAAGGGAGACCCCCCCCUUCCCUCCCAGAAAAAGGUUUUAGGGAUAACUCACCUCCUUUAACCAGGAGUGGCCAUGAUUUACUGCUGCAAAGUACUAAGUGUAUAUUUGAUAUCCAUUGUUGAAUUUUAGUUGUAAGAGGGAGGAACAGUUUUACUUCUGCUUUUAUUUUACUGAAUGUUCACUUUCUCAAAGCUACAGGACAAAAUGUACGGAACAGACAAGGCCACUCUCUGAUUUCUGCUUUUCAUUCUUAUUCUUUAUUUACCCAUGCUUUCCGCUCUCCUGGUUUUUCCCCUCAUCCGCCCUUUCUUUUCUUUGUCAGGGGUUAUAUAUGAGAGUUUGUUGAAGAAGUCCAGUGAGGCUGAAGUAAGGGGGCAGGAAAGGGCAGUUAACCAAACAGCACUUUAUUUCUUUGAAGUUCUUGGUAAGAAACGGGAGUGUGAGUGGCAUGAAUCCCCCACUGUGUCGGAGGGCACGAGCGGGGUUCAAGGCUGACGUCACAUUCCCCAUUGGGGAAGGAGAAUUUCUCUUCGAGGCUGGCGGCAUGCCUUUGCCCAGUGUCCCUAGCUGAGGCGUGUCUUCCUUCCUCCUUCCAAUCAAGGUGCCUCCCAUGCACAGCGUCCCCUCUGUUCUCCCAAAGAGCCCCCCUUCACAGACCAUCAGUCCUCUUUCUCAACCCCCUGUCUACUCAGAUCCACACAGGAUUUGCAAGGGUAGAUAAAUCAGACCUGUUCGUGUCCCUGGUUCAUAAUUCAUCUAUGUCUUCUGAAAACUAGUUUCAUUAAGAAGUUUGGGGCUAGGGCUGGACGUUGGCCUUCGGGCCUCCUGGGAUUUUAGCUUCCCUCCACUAAACCCAGCCUUGCUAAAAGGCACAGGACAAACCUGACCUUCUUUGGGCCUCCAUUUCCCUACCCCUCCAUGCAAUGGAAAGAAUACUACUUUUUCUUGUUGGUCUGGCAUUGCUGGACUUGAAGGUAGAGUUGUUGUUGUAUUGGGUGAUGUGUGCAAAACCACACGAGCUCACUGCCUACCCACGAGGAAACAAGGGAGAGAGUGGAGGAGAAGGACAGAAGGAGUAAUUAUUUGGUGCAGAUCCACCCUUCCCUGCCUUUCUCUCUUCAACCCCCAUGUUUCUGGUUCGGUGAGUCCUUCACACCACCCAUAAUGCUUUGCAUCGGUGCAGGCUGGGAAGGGGGUGUAUGGUCUCACAAGUUGUUGUUGUUUUUUGCAUGCUUUCUUAAUAAAAAAAAAAAAAAAGAAUGUUUAUGGUUUUA
Messenger RNA from Camelus dromedarius (Arabian camel), 4770 nucleotides. RefSeq names its product forkhead box J2 (gene FOXJ2). The record is from RefSeq and is a predicted model, not a curated record. Lineage: Eukaryota; Metazoa; Chordata; Mammalia; Artiodactyla; Camelidae. Bases 439 to 2121 code for a protein of 560 amino acids. Gene Ontology annotation, cellular component: nucleus. The transcript is spliced from 12 exons. Gene Ontology annotation, molecular function: DNA-binding transcription factor activity, RNA polymerase II-specific; RNA polymerase II cis-regulatory region sequence-specific DNA binding. Gene Ontology annotation, biological process: regulation of transcription by RNA polymerase II.